UACGCAGAUGUGGGGUUGUAUGUGUGAAUGUAUGACUUACGCAGAUGUGGGGUUAGAACAAAGGGCUCAUAUAAAGUUGUAUUUUUAACAUGGCUUCUUGGGGCAUUCAAGAUUAUGUGAGCUAGCACUAUUAGAGUUGGCUAUCCAGUUUAACCCUACUUGGAUUUCUAAUGGUAUUCCAAUUUGCGUAAUAAUUAAUGGCAUGCAAUAAUUUAAUUCACAGCUCCUCAACCCCAGAAAAUGGAGGAAGAACCAGUGGAUGCAACUCCAUUCAUCGUGCUGCUCAUCAUAGCGAUCAUAUUCGCUUUGAUCGUCUGGGUGGCAGUCAUCCUUGCAGCGUGCCACAUCUUAAAGCGAACAAAAGCCAAAUAAUGAUACAACAGGCCGUCAGUAAUAAGAAUUUGAUUUAUGAAAUACGUCACGUUAACACCCUAGACUUCCAAAAGCUCAGUACACCAAACCGGAAACUCCAGCCAGAUCAUGGCAGGGAUGGAUUUUUCAGGGGUGGGGUUGGGGGCACCGUCCCCCUUGGCCCUCCCCCUGUAUUCAAAACUGCAUGGUAUUGAAAACUUUCACAGUAGUCCUGUGAAAAAGCUUACACCCUUGCACUGUACGUUAAACUAGGGCAGUAGCCAGAAAUUAAUCACGAAUGAGGCAAAACCAUUAGAAACUGUCAGCAAUGAUCAUACUCAAGAAAUUUAUUCGUCAAUACACUCUUCUUUUAAAGAAUUUUUUUUUAUAAAAACGCCCAGCCUGAGAUUUCAUCAAAUAAGCAGCAAAAUAUUACUUAUCUAGUCUGAAGUGUCCUUAAGUGCAUUGUCAAAUUGUGUUUAUCAAUAACAACCUUAAAUAUUAUUUCUAUUGAUCAUUUGAGUAAUUAUCUUCCUAAUAGUUCAUUGGGUACUAUAAUUUAACAACAUCGUCAAGAGCAGUUUCAGCCUUAAAAUGCUCCAAAAAUAUGAACGGCCAUGCCUCAACUUAAAAUUAGACGGUCUUAUAAAAGAGUGCAGCUAUAGCUACACAAGCAUAUAACUAGGUUGAUUUAAGCUUUUCUGUGAGUAAGAUUUUCUACUUGUCGGCUUGAGUAAAAACGAUUUAAAAAAACUAGGUGUACUCAAACGUUAAAAAUCGAUAUCGAUGAUUAAGUCAAUUACUCUGAUCAUCGGAAUAAUUAUCGAUUAACUUCAGAAUUUUUCUGCCAUCGAUUAUUAACGAUUGCCGAUACAAUUAGCUAUAUGCAUCGUUUGCAAGCGAUUAAUAUCAUCUUUCUGUUCUAUCGUCUGAACACGCUGGAAUAAAAAAAAUUAAAACAAAGAUCACUUAGACUUUUAAUGCUUUUUGUGACGCAAAAGGCAAAUUCACAGGUCGUCGACAUAAGAAACCACCUUAGAUAUAAUCUGAAUUGUUGACAAAUUUAAGGAGCAGAGUAAUAGGUAACAAAUCACAUGCAACACUAAGUAAGCAAAGUAACACACCAUCGAAAAUUGUAAAUUCCAAGGCUAAUAAAGUCGAUUUUUAAAAUGGC
Messenger RNA from Nematostella vectensis (starlet sea anemone), 1525 nucleotides. RefSeq lists its product as uncharacterized. NCBI's taxonomy places the organism in Eukaryota, Metazoa, Cnidaria, Anthozoa, Actiniaria, Edwardsiidae. The transcript has 3 exons. The record is from RefSeq and is a predicted model, not a curated record. Bases 198 to 566 code for a protein of 122 amino acids.